UGCGUUGCGGAGGUUGUGGGCACAUACCUGCUGGUGCUUUUCGGCACGGGGUCUGUGGCCGCCGCCGUGCUGACCGGCGCACAGGUUGGCCUGUGGCAGGUGGCUGUAGUCUGGGGCUUUGGAAUAACCCUGGCCAUCUACGCGACGGCGGCCAUAUCGGGGGCGCACCUGAACCCGGCGGUGUCCCUGUCCUUUGCCAUCUUCCGCCGCGACGAGUUCCCCGUGAACCGGCUGCUCCCCUACUGGAUAUCCCAGAUGGUUGGAGGCGUCCUGGGCGGGCUCACCAUACUGUGGCUGUUCGGCUCCUUCAUCACAGAGUUUGAGGCUGUCCAGGGGCUGGUCAGAGGCGAACCCGGCAGCCAGCUAUCGGCGAUGGUGUUCGGGGAGUACUUCCCAAAUCCCGCCGUAUUCGGCACAGACGAAGCCGCUCGCUCCCUGAUCUCCCCGGCAAAAGCCCUGGUGGUGGAGGCCUCGGUACGACCGCCACAACGCGGCCUGCCCACCAAGCACCUGGCGCCUUUCUUCAUUGGCUUUACGGUGGCAGCGCUCAUCAGCCUGUUCGCCCCGCUGACACAGGCCGGCUGGAACCCGGCGCGCGAUUUCGGCCCGCGCAUAGUCGCCUACCUGGCCGGCUGGGACGCAAUAGCGAUACCCGGGCCGUCGUCCGGCUUCUGGGUCUACAUCAUCGGGCCACUCAUAGGCGGGCCGAUAGGCGCGGCCGUACACGAGUUCAUCCUGGGACCACUCCGGAAGCGGCAAGCCGAGGAAGCGGAAUAG
Messenger RNA from Geodia barretti, 777 nucleotides. Lineage: Eukaryota; Metazoa; Porifera; Demospongiae; Tetractinellida; Geodiidae. The record is from the annotation of a GenBank genome assembly.